Hansenula anomala is the source of this 1012-nucleotide messenger RNA. It is a transcript of the gene ERD2, whose product is annotated as Erd2p. Gene Ontology annotation, biological process: endoplasmic reticulum to Golgi vesicle-mediated transport; protein retention in ER lumen. Gene Ontology annotation, molecular function: ER lumen protein retrieval receptor activity. The transcript has a single exon. Gene Ontology annotation, cellular component: cis-Golgi network; endoplasmic reticulum; membrane. NCBI's taxonomy places the organism in Eukaryota, Fungi, Ascomycota, Saccharomycetes, Phaffomycetales, Wickerhamomycetaceae. The record is from RefSeq and is a predicted model, not a curated record. The coding region runs from base 197 to 643 and encodes 148 amino acids.
CAUGUUAAACAUCUUUAGAGCUGCUGGUGAUCUGUCCCAUUUGAUCAGUAUCUUCAUACUGAUCAACUCCAUCCAAAAAUCAAGAUCAAUUGCUGGUAUUUCAUUAAGAACUCAAAUAUUAUAUUCAGUGGUGUUUAUCACUAGAUACAUCGAUUUAACAUUCAGAUAUGUUUCACUUUACAACACAUUAAUGAAAAUGUUCUUUAUUGGAAGCUCAAUUUACAUUGUUUAUCUAAUGCUUUUCAAGUUUAAAAAUUCAGAAACUCAAAAAAUUGAUAAUUUUAAAAUUGAAUAUUUAAUUGGUGGAUCAUUUUUAUUAUCUUUAAUCUUCAACUAUGGAUUCCAAUUCACUGAAAUACUUUGGUCGUUUAGUUUAUGGCUAGAAAGUGUGGCCAUCUUGCCACAAUUAUUCAUGUUGCAAAGAACUGGUGAAGCUCAAACUUUAACAACUCAUUAUAUCUUUGCCCUUGGGAUUUAUCGUGCUUUAUACAUUCCAAACUGGUUCUAUAGAUGGUUUGCAGAGGGCCGUUUCGAUGCAUUGGCUGUUUUCACUGGGAUUAUCCAAACAUUGAUCUAUUCAGACUUCUUUUACAUUUAUUAUAAUAGAGUGUUGAAAGGUUUGAAAUUCGAAUUACCACAAUAGAAGCAUGAAUCACAUACAAUACAAUACAAAGAAAAAGCACAUGGGCAUAUACAAUUCCAUUCUGUAGUUAUUCUUUCCUAUUCAGCCUUAUUUGUUGGCUGUUGGUUAUCCAGGAACGUCAAACAAAACCGUUUCAAGCCAGCCAAUGGGCCAUUUUGCUCCAGAAAAGAACAUACACAUAUAAUAUCGAUGCUCUAGUCUCUAAUAAACCCACUAUUUCUCACUUUAAACCACUUUAAACCACCUUAAUCCACUAAUCUCUGUUUCCAUCCCCUGUCAUUCUCACGGCCAGUUUUCCCGAAUUGAACAAAAUCCAGACACCUGCCAAAAACUAUCCCCCGUCUUCAUUUCAUCAACCAAAACACUCUU